Molecule: messenger RNA, 996 nt
Organism: Athalia rosae (coleseed sawfly)
Lineage: Eukaryota; Metazoa; Arthropoda; Insecta; Hymenoptera; Athaliidae
Product: farnesol dehydrogenase-like
Exons: 3
Coding region: 83-823 (246 amino acids)
Source: RefSeq, a predicted model, not a curated record
AAAGCAUCAGCCUUCUGAGGUAACUUGACAAGUUCACACUUAGCAGCAGAGCAAAAACGACAACCACCACCCCCAAAUCAAAAUGGAUCGUUGGAACGACAAAGUUGCCCUCGUCACCGGAGCUAGCACUGGCAUUGGCAGGGUCAUCGUCGAGGAAUUGGUCCGCAAGGGCAUGAAAGUGGUGGCCCUUGCUCGUCGCAUCGACAAAAUCAAGGUCUACGCUGACGAGAUCAAGAACUUGACAGGAAAGCUCUACCCGCUCCAAUGCGACCUGACCAAGAAGGACCAAGUGAUGCAGUCGAUGCAAUGGAUAGAAAAGAACGUUGGUAUAAUUGACGUUCUCAUUAACAACGCCGGUAUCGAUUGUCACAUGUCAUUCAUGGAGAGCGGAAUAGACGACUGGCAGAAGACGUUCGACGUUAAUGUUCUGGGACUUGUUGCGAUCACGAAAGAAUUUUUGAUGAUGAAGAAGAAGCACGGAACAAUGGACUUUGGCUACAUCUUCAACAUCAACGACUUCCGAUGCUUCAGCCGCUACAUGGGCAGGGACCACAAGAUGUCCCCUGCAUACAUGGCCAGCAAGUGGGCUCUCAGGGAAAUCACGAGCAUUCUUCGUGUAGAGCUUUGUGAACUUCAAUCCAAAAUCAAAGUUGUCAACAUCGCCCCUGGAUUGGUACGUACCGAGAUGACUAUGCGGGACAUGAAGGGCCACAUCGCUCUCGAACCACGUGACAUAGCAGACUCAAUUCUCACCGUGAUGUGUGGCCGUGACACGGUACUCAUCCGUGACAUGACCAUCGUCUCCCCACAUGAACUCUACUGAGCGUCCAAAGGAUGCACCGAACAAAUCACAGGACUAACAUUGCGAUAAGCUGUCUACGGUAGAAACAACGAUAACUAGAAAGAGAGCUAAUAUCAAGUGUAUUUCAUAGUGUGGAAUUGUAUCGCCAUUUUUUCAAAAAACGAAACAAUAAAGUCUGUGAGCUUGGCAUUAAA